Messenger RNA from Sesamum indicum (sesame), 1275 nucleotides. It is a transcript of the gene HAT14, whose product is annotated as homeobox leucine zipper protein. Gene Ontology annotation, biological process: regulation of DNA-templated transcription. Gene Ontology annotation, molecular function: DNA-binding transcription factor activity, RNA polymerase II-specific; sequence-specific DNA binding. NCBI's taxonomy places the organism in Eukaryota, Viridiplantae, Streptophyta, Magnoliopsida, Lamiales, Pedaliaceae. The record is from RefSeq and is a predicted model, not a curated record.
ACUCGGACAGACCCUCUUACCCAUUCCCCAUUCGUCUCUUUCUUCGGGUUUGGCUCUUUCUACUCUUUCACCUUUUUGAUGGAGUUGGCUUUGAGCUUAGGCGAUACCCCGAAACCCUUUUCACUUCUUGAGAAAUCCCAGAAGAUUCUUGGCAAGGAUUUAGGGUUCUGCAUGGGCAUGGCUGUCGGAAAAUCUGAUGCUGAAAACAACAGCAGAUGUAAAGAAACUACCGGGUUAUUCUCUGCAGAUGAUGAUCAAAGAAGAUCAGAUUCUUCGUCAGAUCUACCGGUUCAGCUUGAUCUUCUCCCUUUCUCUCCGGUCCACAGAAGUCACCCUUCCUCACACAAGUUCCCUUUCCCAUGGCUUACUGAAAAAUUGGGUGGUGAUGGGGUGGAGGGAAACAUGAGGCGAGGUGGAGAUGAAGGUCAUGAUCAAGAAGGGGCGUCACUCUCAUCACCAAACAGCGCGGUUUCAUCAUUUCAGAUGGAUUUCUGUCAUGUGUUGAGAAGUGGGAAGAGAGAUUUUGAGCAAAUUACUAGUGCAGGUCAUGAAGCUGCAGAUAGAGGGACUUGCUCAAGAGGAAGCGAUGAGGAAGAAAACGGCAUGUUGGCCAGGAAGAAACUCAGACUCUCCAAAGAACAGUCUGCCUUUCUUGAAGAAAGUUUCAAAGAGCACAACACCCUCAAUCCUAAACAGAAGCUUGCUCUUGCAAAGCAGUUGAAUCUUCGUCCUCGCCAAGUGGAAGUGUGGUUCCAAAACAGAAGAGCUAGGACGAAGUUGAAGCAGACGGAGGUAGACUGUGAGUAUUUAAAAAAGUGCUGUGAGACACUGACGGAAGAGAACAGGAGGCUGCAGAAAGAGCUUCAAGAGUUGAGAGCUCUCAAGGCUUCUCAGCCUUUCUACAUGCAACUUCCCGCUACAACUCUCACUAUGUGCCCAUCUUGUGAAAGGGUCGCCACCACCACCACCACCACCACCACCACCUCCUCCGCCGCUAUCAACAACCCUUCUAAACUCUUUUCACUUUCACCUCCCCAUCAGCCUGCUUCUAAUUGAUAUUAUUAUUAGUUAAAGACUAGGAAUUAAAAAGAAAGAAUCAAUGUGGUAGUUUUUUCUUUUCUUUUCUUUUUUUUUUAUAAAUGUGGUUUUGUGUAUAUAGUUGAGGAUUUUGACCAUAUAUUCCUUGAAUGAUUAUUUGAUUUGUAAUGGCUGCUGUUAUGAUGGUUUGGAAGAGAGCACUCACAGUUUGACUCAGAAUGUAAACCAGGUUUCCAU